GUCAGUUAUUUCAAAAUAAUUUGUUGAGUGUAGUUUUGGUUUAUGUCCGUUAAUAUAAUUUGUUUUUCACGGUUUUUUCACUUGCCUUUCACUGCAAAACUACCGAAUGAGUUCUGAAAAUAACUUCAUAACUACCUCCACCAAAAAAUGGACUUAUGUGCCCAGAAAAUUUACAAAUUUACCGCGUAUUGAUAUCGACCAGAUUCGAAAGCAGUUGAUACAGGCAGCCAAAGAGGAGUCCAAUGAAUCUGAUCAUGAAGAGAGUCAGAGUAAUGUGGGCAGCCCUAUUACGGAAUGCAAUAAAUUAACCCAAAAACAAUUACACGAAGAAUAUAUCAGUGGGAUUACCGAAAACAAAGAAAAUGUUGGCACCCAGCCUUUUGACAUUUGUUUAACCAAAAAUGGAGAAACAAAGCAAAAUGACAGCUUUGAUUUAGACUUUUCAGCAUUGAAGAUUUGCACCCCUGAAAAACAUAAAGAUCUCCCAUUUAGCAUAGUUACACCAAAAAUUAAUAUUAUAGUUCCAUUGGAGAGCGCUUCAGCAAAAAAACCCUGCGACACACCUAAAACUAUUGGAGCUACAAUAAACAAUCAUUUCAUCAUCAGUAAUAAAAAAUCAGUGUUUAAAACCCCACAAAAUAAACCACCAAUUGGUGCGUAUUCUGGAAGCAAGCAAAUCACUCCAUAUCAAAGGCUCAAAAAAUCCACCCCUCUGUUUUGCAGAACUAUUUCCGAAUGUGAGGAGAGGGGUAAUCAAAUGACAGUUCAAAACAUUGAAUAUUUUGUAAUGAAUCUGCUGGGUCGAGGCGCUAGUUCUGAAGUGUAUCAUUGUUAUGAUCCAGUUAAUGAGGUUCAUGUGGCUAUCAAGUGUGUGUUGUUGUUGAAUCCGGACACUGCGGCAGGCUAUAUCAAUGAAGCUAAGUUGUUAGAGUCAUUGCAAAAUUGUGAACGUAUAAUCAAGAUGUACGAUUACGAAAUCAUCGACAACGAAAAACUGCUGAUGGUGUUGGAGAUAGGGGAUGAAGAUUUGCACUCCAUCUUGAAGAACUUCAGCACUCGGCAAUGCCAUUUACCAGCCCAUCUGAUUCUGUUCUAUUGGAUGGAAAUGCUAUAUGCCGUUCAACAGAUCCACAAGCACGGCGUCAUCCAUUCCGACUUAAAGCCGGCGAACUUCCUUAAAACCGAAUACGGCUUGAAACUGAUCGAUUUCGGCAUCGCUAGCAGGGUACAGGGCGACAUGACUUGCGUGUAUAAAUCUUGCCAGGAGGGUUCUUCAAACUAUAUCAGUCCAGAAGCGUUGCUUCAGGCUAGGAAUGCAGAUAGUCCCUUUAGCGAGAAGUGCAAGUACAAAGUGCACUUUAAGUCGGACGUGUGGUCUUUGGGAUGCAUAUUAUACCAGCUGGUCUACCGCAGUACCCCGUUUCAGCAGAUAAAUCCCCUGUGGGCCAAACUUUCUGCAAUCACCAAUCCAAAUCACAGGAUCGAGUAUCCCGAUGCUGAAUGGGUGUCGCCUCACAUUGUGAACACGAUCAGAAGGUGUUUGCAGUACAACAUCGGAGCGAGACCGUCGGUGAACGAGUUGAUAGACGAGUAUGAAUCGUUGUUAAAGCGGAUCUGAACCAAAUUGAGUCAAAUCUAAACACAGAGCCAACUACGCUGAUGAAAAUAAAGGAAGCUAUUAACUCCCUGUAAAACAAUCGUCCCCAUCAUUGAGCCAGAAGUCGUAGAACUCACUAAUAAUGUUUUGCAAACUGGAAAAUAUUCCAAAGAACUCAAAAUAAUUGAAGUCAUCUCUCUGCUUCAAAAUGUAAACUUGUUGUAUUAGGAGUGGGAUUAAUAAUUGGUAUAAAAAAUAUAAUUUUUCUACUCCCUUCUGUAAAAUACCUAAUUACCUAUCGAUCUAGAGUACGGGAAGCGUCACUUUACCACGUUUGGUUUCCCACGAAUCCGAGCCACUUCGGACAUUUCCGGGAUUUUACCGCACGGAUUUGGGAGCAAUCGGAUGUUUUCGGAGAUAUUUCCCACGCUCUGAAUUUUAACGUUUGUCAAUUCUGACGGUCAUGUCAGUGUUGUUUUGCGAAAAUGUAUCCAAAAACUAACGGUCGUAGAAAAAGUAUAUUAUGCGACACGUUCGGUAAACUUUUUAACUCACUCAUUUAUUAAAAACUCGUAAGUCAAAUGCCGUUUACCGCACUUGUGGCAUAAUAUACUAUUUCUUCUUAGAAGUUUUUUG
Cylas formicarius (sweet potato weevil) is the source of this 2233-nucleotide messenger RNA. RefSeq names its product dual specificity protein kinase Ttk (gene Mps1). Gene Ontology annotation, cellular component: kinetochore; spindle; nucleus. Gene Ontology annotation, biological process: mitotic spindle assembly checkpoint signaling; peptidyl-serine phosphorylation; protein localization to kinetochore. Bases 107 to 1618 code for a protein of 503 amino acids. Gene Ontology annotation, molecular function: ATP binding; protein serine/threonine/tyrosine kinase activity; protein serine/threonine kinase activity. The transcript is spliced from 5 exons. The record is from RefSeq and is a predicted model, not a curated record. NCBI's taxonomy places the organism in Eukaryota, Metazoa, Arthropoda, Insecta, Coleoptera, Brentidae.